Messenger RNA from Sodiomyces alkalinus F11, 906 nucleotides. RefSeq lists its product as hypothetical. The record is from RefSeq and is a predicted model, not a curated record. The transcript has 10 exons. Lineage: Eukaryota; Fungi; Ascomycota; Sordariomycetes; Glomerellales; Plectosphaerellaceae. The coding region runs from base 1 to 906 and encodes 301 amino acids.
AUGGCCAAAGAGCCAAGCACGCCUACCCUCAUUUCCCCCGCCUCUUUCUUUGUGGCUGAUCUGGGCUCACGUCAGGCCCGGGCCAGGUCUGGGCUGAUGCUUAAUAUCAAAAGCUCCAGUGAUAGUUCCAAGCCGCACCACUGCCAUUCCAUUGGCUUGAAUAUGGCCAGCUUCGUGCGUUGCGAAAGCUUCAUGUCUCCCGACCUCUCUAGCAUCAUGAUUGCGAGAUUGCGGGCGAAUGGGCUAAGCAUGUAUGGACCUCUUCAUCGCUCUAUCAUCCAGCGACGGUGGAAAUGGCACGAGAGCCCGGGUUCCAUCAAGUUUGGGAGACGAACAAUGUCAGGUUCCAUUCUCGAGCCUCGUUAUGAGACAUAUCAAUGUCCAAAUUCACCUCUCCUAGCCAUAUUCCUGACCCUCUCCAGCUCCUCCUUCUUAGCUGGCGGCAGUGUUCCCUCCCAUCCAAUACAGCCGCCAUCUUGUCUUUCCCACGCGAACAAGCACUUCAUGCCUGUUAUCCAACGGGACGAACUCCGCUGGAGUCCGUCCCCAAAUGCCUCCACAUGUAAUGUUGAAGUGGGGAGUGAAAUGGGGUUGAGGGGAGAUCGUAACGGCCAGCUCGUUACUGUCCCCUUUGUAGCUGCUUGCCGCGAUUGGUGUCAAAUCGCCGGUAUAGCAGAUAUUGCCGAGGUCAGGAACGGAGAGCACACCGUAUCCUCGUCGUCGGAAGAAAAAAAAACCCCUUCCCCAGAGGACGAAGGACGACAAUGGAAAAAAGAAUGCUCGUCGCCGUCACCGCACUAUUCCAGACGCCGCCAGCUGAUAAGAACGUUCCGCGUCAUGAGCAUGUUGAAACUCAUCCCUUGGUCCAGCCGACCAUCUAGCCCGUUCCCAAUACCUAGCCAAUAG